Molecule: messenger RNA, 2607 nt
Organism: Talaromyces atroroseus
Lineage: Eukaryota; Fungi; Ascomycota; Eurotiomycetes; Eurotiales; Trichocomaceae
Product: Molybdenum cofactor sulfurase
Exons: 2
Coding region: 1-2607 (868 amino acids)
Biological process (GO): Mo-molybdopterin cofactor biosynthetic process
Molecular function (GO): molybdenum cofactor sulfurtransferase activity; molybdenum ion binding; pyridoxal phosphate binding
Source: RefSeq, a predicted model, not a curated record
AUGGCGGAUGAGAAGCUGGAUAUUAUUGGCCGGGAGUUUUAUCCUGAGGCUAUAGAUGAAAUUCGAGAUCGUGAAUACCCGUCAUUGCGAGACACCACAUAUCUCGAUCAUGCUGGCACCGCUUUAUAUGCCAGAUCUCUGGUUGAAAACUAUUCUCGCGAUCUGACUGAGAACCUUUUUGGCAAUCCGCAUUCGGCAUCGGCGUCUUCUCAGCUGACUUCCAGCCGUAUCGAAGACAUCAGAUUGCAAGCUUUACGAUUUUUCAAUGCCGACCCAGAUGUAUAUGACCUUGUCUUUGUCCCCAACGCAACGGCGGGCAUCAAGUUAGUGGCAGACACUCUACGAGAUUUCUUAGCUGGUAGCGGUCAGCGCGGAUUCUGGUACGGCUAUCAUGUUGAUUCUCAUACCAGCCUGGUGGGAGUGAGAGAACUUGCGGAUCUGGGCAAUCAUUGCUUCACAACGGACGAUGAGGUUCGACAAUGGGUCAACAAUGAACCUAGCUUUAAGGACAACGAUGACACCAAGCUCUUUGCGUACCCUGCGCAGUCAAACAUGAAUGGCCGCCGACUUCCUCUACGAUGGUGCGAUCAAAUUCGAAACCUCCGAGGACAAACCACUUUCACGCUACUAGAUGCCGCGAGUCUUGUCUCGACUGCGCCAUUGGACCUUAGCGACCCCCGCAUCUGCCCGGACUUCACUGUUGUCAGCUUUUACAAGAUCUUUGGUUUCCCUGAUCUCGGGGCUCUCAUUGUCCGAAAAGAAUCGGGGCAUAUAUUUAAGCAUCGAAAGUUUUUCGGAGGAGGAACCGUGGAUAUGGUGACUGUUGGUCACCAGUGGCAUGCUAAGAAGCAAACAUCUAUUCAUGAACAGCUUGAAGACGGAACCCUUCCGUUCCACAAUAUAAUAGCGCUGGACUCGGCGUUGCGUGUACACAACCGCUUAUAUGGGUCAAUGUCCAACAUCUCAGCUCAUACCAGUUUUCUAUCUCAGCAACUAUAUAAUCGACUCUCAUUGAUUAAACACGCGAAUGGGAUGCCUGUGUGCAACUUUUACAUGUCGGGCUGUUCAUAUGAGGAUCCGACCAGCCAAGGUCCAAUACUUGCGCUCAAUCUCUUGGAUAGCAAUGGUGGCUGGUUGGGCAAGUCUGAAAUUGAGAAGCUCGCUUCUGUCAAGGCUAUUCAUAUACGAUCCGGCACCCUUUGCAAUCCUGGUGGUACAGCAAGUCUACUUGGUUUGAGCCACGAGGAAAUGGAAGCAAACUACACCGCUGGCCAGCGAUGCGGUGAUGAACACGACAUCAUGCAAGGCAAGCCAACUGGAGCGUUGCGCUUAAGUCUCGGAGCCAUGACUAGCUCUCGAGACAUUGAUCGUUUUGUAGCGUUCAUUGCGGAGUUUUACGCUGAACGGGCUCCUCUUUCUCCGCCUAUGGACCUGUCUAUGAUCAAAUUAGCAGAAACUAACCGGUUCUACGUGGAGAGUCUCUGCGUAUAUCCUAUAAAGAGCUGCUCGGGCUUCCCUGUGCCACCAGGAGUGACCUGGCAAGUGCAUCCUGAAGGGCUUGAAUGGGACCGUGAAUGGUGCAUCGUCCACCAAGGCACGGGUGCUGCCCUGAGUCAGAAAAGAUACCCUCGCAUGGCAUUAAUCAAGCCCAUUUUGGACCUUGGCAGGGGAUUUCUCCGCAUUACCGGUGAAUUCACCACGGGGAGACGCCAGCUGGAUAUCUCCUUACGCAGGAAUGAUGCACAACUAGUCCCUGCUGAGAUAGGGAAUUGUCAGAGCUCCUCCUCUGUGCGAAAGUCGUCUUUGGUCUGUGGUGACCGAGUCAUCAUUCAGGUCUACUCGUCUGCAGAAGUAUCUUCCUUUUUCUCUGACCUACUUGGAGUUCCUUGUACAUUAGCUCGAUUUCCCCCACAGAGUUACUCGCGACAUGCGAGGACCUCUCUACCUCCUUCUCAACAUCCUAUAUCACGAAACCAAAUGCCCGGCUCCUUCCCGCUAGAAACCAGCCAGCGAGCUACGAAUAAUUAUUCUCGAGCGAACCAAGGCAAAUCGAACCCUAUCCUCCUUUCCAAUGAGAGCCCCAUUCUCCUCAUCUCGCGGUCAUCCGUGAACAGAUUGAACGAACAAAUCAAAGAAAGCUCCAUUGCAGCCACAGGCUUAUCAGCCACGAAUAAUGGCUAUCCCAUGGCCGUGGCCGCCAACGUGUUUCGCGCAAACAUUGUCGUCGCCGAAAACCUUCCACAUUCCUCCACUUCCACAAUGCCAUAUCCUUCAUUUUCACCAUGCUUUGAGCAACCAUACGUCGAAGAUACCUGGUCGUCUUUCACGGUUGGGGCGCAAAAUCUGCGAUUCGACAUCCUCGGCUCCUGCCAGCGGUGUCAGAUGGUAUGCGUCGAUCAACUGACUGCCGAAAGACGUGAGGAGCCUCUGUCGACUUUGGCAAAGACGAGACGGGUUGGCGGGAAGAUCUUUUUUGGUAGACAUGCUGGAUUAUCAGCGUUGGAAGAUGAUACAAAUGAGACUACGAAUGAAAGAGUCAAUGACAGGACGGACCGGUUCAUUAUGGUUGGAGAUAUUGUUAUACCCUCUUUUGAUAUCAUAGACUGA